UAGCACGUCGACGAGUGUCUCGUUCAGUCGGCCGACCGACAGUCGAGAUGAAGAUGGCCGCCGAAGUGAGGUGGCUACUAGUCCUUCUAAUAUGCUGCGCCGUCUCGCCGAGCCGCGGCGAGACGCCGCAUAGGAAAUUCGAGUACAAGUACUCGUUCAAGCCGCCGUACCUCGCGCAGAAGGAUGGCAGCGUACCGUUCUGGGAAUACGGCGGAAAUGCCAUUGCUAGCUCAGAGAAUGUGAGAGUUGCACCAUCACUCAGGAGUCAGAAAGGUGCUAUAUGGGCAAAGCAACCCAUAAAUUUUGACUGGUGGGAGGCGGAGAUAUUAUUCCGCAUAAGCGGUCGUGGCAGGAUAGGAGCAGAUGGCUUAGCAUUCUGGUACACAACCGCGAAAGGCGCCUACAACGGCAGCGUCUUUGGCAGUUCGGACAUGUGGACAGGACUGGGAGUUUUCUUCGAUUCUUUCGACAAUGACAAUAAGCACAACAAUCCAUACAUUAUGGCAAUUGUCAACGAUGGAAUGCAGAACUUCGAUCAUACGAAUGAUGGCUCUACGCAGCAGUUGGCGGGGUGUUUACGAGAUUUCCGCAAUAAACCAUUCGCCACGCGAGCACGGAUAGAAUAUUACAGGAAUACGUUGACCCUAUUGUUCCACAACGGUAUGACGAACAACGAACAAGAUUACGACAUUUGCUUCCGAAUAGAUAACAUUAUAUUACCGAAGAAUGGAUACUUUGGAAUUUCCGCUGCUACUGGUGGCCUAGCCGAUGAUCACGAUGUUUUGCACUUCCUAACUACCUCUCUGUACCCACCCGGACAGUUGCCGGUGGAUAAGCACAAGGUUUCGUUAGAAGAACAGGCCAAACUCAAUCAGGAAUACUUGGAUUAUCAGAAGAAAAUGGAGGAGCAGAAAAAUGAGUAUCGCAAAGAGAAUCCGGAGGUUACCGUAUCCGAGGACUAUUUCGAGUCGGAGAACCAAAGGGAAUUACGACAGAUAUUCGACGGUCAAAGUCAGACGUUCGAAAUUUUGCGCGAGCUUCACAGGAAGUUAGACGAGGUUGUCGGUAGGCAGGAGCGAACGUUGAGUCUGAUAUCUCAGGUUCAAGCGGGCGGUGUGCAAGUACCGGGUGGCCACGCGGGUCAGCCUGUGCUGAUCGACACUAUACGUCGUCAGGAAGUCGACGCUGUGCUGACGAAUCAAAAUGCUAUAUUGAGCACAGCCAGGGAAAUCAAGUCGUUCGUGACUGAUGUUCACUCAAAAGCUGAGUCGAUUCUCAACCAUCAAACGCGCGCUCCAACGGCACAGGUGCAGCCGAUGGGAUACGAUUAUCAAUCGCUCAUAACUGAGAUGCGAGAUGGGUUAAACACGUUGAAAAAACAAAUGAGGCAGACAGAAUGUCCUAGUACCAAUUGUUUAACGGUCAGCAUGUUCUUGCUAUUCAUCGGGAUACAAAUGUUAAUAUUAUUGGGAUACAGUCUCUAUCGGGACAAUAAGGAGGCACAGAUGAAGAAACUCUACUAACACACUCAUCGUCCGGUUCCACAUGGUGAACGUACAAUACAUUCUCUGUUUGUGAAUUAUGUCUUAAUAUUUUUAUUACUCGUUAAUCGUACUCGCGAAGAAUACGUCCCGACAUUUGUACAAUAAAUGCAUCCUUCAUCUGCCAGAUGGAUCUGAAAUUAUGCGUUGAGUAUCGCCUCCGCGAAGAUCACGAAAGCAUUUCAUGAUGAUGUGACUGUCUCGCUGUUUCAACCGUUUAAAGGGAAGAUUCAUGUAUUACAACUUAUUGACUUCUGGCAGGGCGUGCACGUAUUUCGAGGGAAAGAUUGGAUCGAAGUUACGAAUUAGAUAAUCGAUAGUGUCUCGAAGCUAUCAAGUGUUCGUUUCGCAAUUUUCCUUUUUUUUUUCUUUUGAGUCGUUAUACAUAUAAUAUAUACAUAUAUAUUUUUUUACUGUCGCGGUUGUUGCGCGAACGUCUUUAGCGUUACGCACACGUAUUCGUUUUCGUGGUUUUCCUUUAUUAUAGCGUUAUUAUACCGUGAUAUGAUUAUUGAUUUGUCGUUGCGCUGAUAACGAAGCUUUCGAUGCAGAUCUUUGUACAUUUUAUAUGAAGAGCAUUUAGUACUUGAGUAUAUGAUGCUUACGAUUACGUUGUCUGUAUCGUCACUCGAUAAACGUGAUCAACUAUUCCAUCAGAGGCAGUUGUAGCGGAGAAUGUCGUAUGUUUAAAGGUAUAUUCGCGCGUACCAAUUCUCAUUGUCGUGUAAACUCGAUCAUGAGCGACGACUACGUGUUUGAAGCUACAGUGAGGACUCUGACUAACGUUACAUGUAUAAGAUGUAUGAGCAGUAGUGAUAGUAUUGGGGGUGGAAUGGGAGGAUCUCUAAGUUUGUUAUUCCCCACAUCAUUGCACAUUUGUAAAAAUUUAUUGAAUACUGUAAAUGCAUAAUGAUAUAUAUAUAUAUCUGAUAAUAAAAAUACAAGGAGAAAAACCAA
Molecule: messenger RNA, 2498 nt
Organism: Odontomachus brunneus
Lineage: Eukaryota; Metazoa; Arthropoda; Insecta; Hymenoptera; Formicidae
Gene: ergic53
Product: protein ERGIC-53
Exons: 10
Coding region: 48-1523 (491 amino acids)
Biological process (GO): endoplasmic reticulum organization; endoplasmic reticulum to Golgi vesicle-mediated transport; Golgi organization
Cellular component (GO): endoplasmic reticulum membrane; Golgi membrane; COPII-coated ER to Golgi transport vesicle
Molecular function (GO): D-mannose binding
Source: RefSeq, a predicted model, not a curated record